AUGGGGUCUCCCUGCACAAAAAGAUGUAGCCACUCCAACAACAAAUGUCACAGCAAAGUUACAACAAGCCAACAUGCUGUUGCUGCUGUUACAUCUGCUCCUGCAAGAAACUCAAACAGCCCAAAGCAUUUUACCGGGGAACACAAAGCAGCUGCCUUGAAUCCAAUAGCUGGAUUCACUAUGGAAAAGAGACCCUCUUUGGCUCAAACCAAGAGUCGAAAUGAUUUCUUUAAUCUCCUGAAGAAGAAGACGUCAACAAACACUUCUGCUGGCCUCUCAGAUUCAAACCCUCAUAUUUCAUCCCACAGAAAACAUGAAGUUACAAAGGAAGUAGGCAGUGCUUCCCCACCUGCUCUUGCCAAUGAGAAUGGUUCUGCAGCAACUAGCAAUGGUGGCACCUGUGAAGAGGCUCAAAGAUUUUCUGAUGAUGGUGAAAAUAAUAUGAACUCCUUUUUUCAUGUUUAUCCAGACGAGGAAGAGGCAGCAUUUCUUCAUUCUCUUGGUUGGGAAGAGAACUCCGGUGAUGAUGAAGGUCUUACAGAAGAGGAGAUCAACGCAUUUUAUCAGGAGUACAUGAAACUGAGACCGACUCUGAAAGUGCACAAUAGCGUGCAACCAAAGCCGGUUCAAUCAAUUGCAUCUAAUUUAGAUGGAGAUCUUCGGAAUUGAGUUCGUCUGACUCUGAAUCUGAAGAAGCUUGACUCUUCUAAGCCCUUGCAUAGUGGAAUACAAAGGAGUUCCAAUUUUUGAUGGCAGAUGAUUAGAUUUUCCUUUUUUUGAUGUCUUCUGUUUGAAAGGAAGCUGAUGAGUUGAGUUGGUAUGGAGAGGUGGUGGGCUUAGGGUUUUGAGGGAGGGUGCAUUUUGCAAUAGUACAAUAAGUCCUGCUCACUUGUAACAAGAGAAAUUUUUAGGGUUUUUCUAAUGUGUUGGAUUUGGGGGGUGGAUGUUGGAUUUGGGGGUGGAUGUUGGAUUUGGGGCUAUUUUGUCUUGUGCAGUGGGAAGAUGAUGCUGAAAAGGAAGUUGCAUCUUUUAGGGAUAUAUUCUUCUUUUCCUUUCAAGAUGGUUCAAUUUUACAAGAAAAAUAUCAUUGUUGUUUUUGACCCAUUGUUUGGAAAUGAAAUAAAAAAA
Molecule: messenger RNA, 1128 nt
Organism: Hibiscus syriacus
Lineage: Eukaryota; Viridiplantae; Streptophyta; Magnoliopsida; Malvales; Malvaceae
Exons: 3
Coding region: 1-669 (222 amino acids)
Source: RefSeq, a predicted model, not a curated record